CAGCCCAAACCCGCCACCGUCCUCUCCCAGCUCCCACCAAUCGGGUCGCAGGGAGCCCCGCACUGCUGAGUCCGCCGACACUGCGUCCCGGGCCAGACGACGAUGUCAGCAUGGGGUCCUCACAGCGCCAUGGAGUAGAGGCUACUCUCGAGCACGUGACCGGAGCCUCCGUCACUUCCGGGUGCGACAGUAGCUUCCGUCCGCUGAGACGCUAGCGUCAUUAGGUGCCUCCUCUUUGCUUCUGACGGGCUACACGUCUUCUUCCCUUUCCCUCUGUUCCCAGCUGGAGGGAUAUGAGUGUCCCUGGACCGUCGUCCCCGGUCGGGGCCCUGACACGGCCACCCGACAGUCUGGAGGGCGGGGAGCCAACGCCGGGUUUAAGUGCCACUUCUCCAGAUGAAGGGUUAAUAGAGGACUUGACUGUGGAAGACAAAGCUGUGGAACAACUGGCAGAAGGAUUGCUUUCUCAUUAUUUGCCAGAUCUGCAGAGAUCAAAACAAGCCCUCCAGGAACUCACACAGAACCAAGUUGUGUUGUUAGACACACUGGAACAAGAGAUUUCCAAAUUUAAAGAAUGUCAUUCUAUGUUGGAUAUUAAUGCUCUGUUUGCCGAGGCUAAACACUAUCAUGCCAAGUUGGUGAAUAUAAGAAAAGAGAUGCUGAUGCUUCAUGAAAAAACAUCAAAGUUAAAAAAAAGAGCACUUAAACUGCAGCAGAAGAGGCAAAAAGAAGAGUUGGAAAGGGAGCAGCAACGAGAAAAGGAGUUUGAAAGAGAAAAGCAGUUAACUGCCAGACCAGCCAAAAGGACGUGAAAAGUUGUGUGUGUGUGUUUAAUUCUCCUCUCCCAUAUUUGGGUUAAGAUGACUUAAGUGUAGACUGAAGCUGAGGUAGUGCCUUAUGCCAUUAUGUCAAAUGUUGAAAUUCUUAUUCCAGCAUUACUGUGUCUCCAUGCCUUUUGGUUUUCGAUAUUUUUAUUUAAGUUUUUCAAAUUGUGUUUAAUUUAAAAUGUAUUAUUUCUAUCUUGAAUCACUUAUAAACUGGAAAAUAGUUUGAUUAUUGUCAGUCAAAACUCUUAAGUAGUUAAAAAUUAGUAUGAGUUUUUUAGCUUCUUAAUGAAUAUAGAUUUAAAACUCUCCGGUUCUUACUUUAUGAAGUGACUUGUCUUUAUGGCAAUACAAUGCUGAUUUUUAGUAAUUGCCUUUUUAUUGCUUAAUUAAGACGAAAUGCCAACUGUUUAAUCACACCUGCCUCUGGAAAAGAGGUGAGCCUUUUGAACAGUUGAAUUUCAUCAGAAGCUCGAUAGCUUUUUGGUGAGAGGAAGUGAUACUCUUUGUUAUAAGAAACAAGGAAUUAACAAAAAUAAGGAACUUAUUGCUACCUUUCUUUCUGUUGAACAUGAAAAUAGUUUGGUUUGUGGACCGGGCAUGGUGGCUUAUGGGAAAGAGGUAAGCCUUUGUGAAGAACAUAAUGGCAAAGUACAUGCACAGAAAAUAACAGCACUUUAAGUAUAGUUCAGGUGAGCAAGAUGCCAGAUAGAUUCUACUAACCAUGUACUCUCUCUGCUUCUUAGCAUCAUUGUCACUGCUUCUGUAGCUUUUGGGUUCAAAGUAGAUUACAUCUAUUCCUAAAGUUUGGUGGAGGUGGUGGAGCUGUCACACUCAAAAGAGCUUGUAUAUUUAUAAUAGUGUAGUAUUAUAGUAACAUUUAUCAUACACUGGAUAGUUUCUGUGCUUGUAAAAAAAAAAUCCUUGAAGUGAGGGCAGGCGCUAUGACUCACGGCUGUAAUCCCAGCACUUUGGGAGGCCGAGGCGGGCAGAUCACGAAGUCAGGAGAUUGAGACCAUCCUGGCCAACAUGGGGAAGCCCGUGUCUACUAAAAAUACAAAAAUUAGCUGGACGUUGUGGUGUGCACCUGUAAUCCUAGCUACUUGGGAGGCUGAAGCCGGAGAAUCACUUGAACCUGGGAGGUGGAGGUUGCAGUGAGCCAAGAUCAAGCCACUGCACUCCAGCCUGGCAAUAGAGUGAGACUCUUGUCUCUCAAAAAAAAAAAAGAAAAAUUAUUUUGAAGUGGAAUGAUGUACACCAACUACCCACUUUAUAGAUAAUUACAGGGAUGAUGAAAACUUAGAAAAUAGCUUCACAAAAGAGGCAGCAUGAUACCUUUAGUGUUUUCUAGAAUUUUUUUCUGGGUAUUAUAUGUAGAAACUUAUUAUGUGAGGGAAAUCUUGGGAGGUUUCAUUGUUUAAAAUCAAGAGUGUAUUAUUUACUGUUUUACAGUAUUAUUUAAUAUCUACCUGCUUUCCAAUCUCUAUUACAUAGGGACUGUACAGAGCCUGUAAAGAUGUAUGAAAGUUUGUGUUUUAUAAUCCACAAUGCAUUUUUGGUAAGCUGGAAUCACUACCUCUGAUCACAUAUCAGGCUAAUGAUAGAGAAAGCAUUAGGUUUAAGUUGAGGGCUAAGAUCUGGUUUGUUUAAAGGUAUAAAUUGUUGGAAAGUGUGUUUGCCUCCUUUAAUGAAUGAUGGUCUUACAAUUCAGUUGACUUUGACCUAAUAUUUGGGAAUAUAAAUAUAUUUUAUUUAAAAAGGCUGAGUGUUGCCCUCAAACACUUGCUAAAACUGCCUAGGGCAGGAUUCAUUAGGGCUUGCAGACAAUGUCACCUAAAUUGCUGAAUGUACUCGUUAUGAUAUGAUGUCUGACAAAGGUGUUACAGUAUUUCUGGCUUGUUUUGGACCAACUGCAGUGAUUAUUUAAAAUGCUGUUUCCUGCACACUACUCUCAAUCUACUGAAGCACAUCUGUUUUCUUUGUUUUGAUUUGCUUUUUGUUUUUUAAAAAAAACAAAAAGUGAUUCCACUGCACCUGAAAAGUUGAGAACUAUAGGCCUCAUGGUCGGUUGGGGUAUCCCACACUAGGCUGCAUAGCAUUAUCACCUGGGAAUGUUAAAAAAAAAUACAGACGUUCUUGAUUCUUAGUGUUGUUAAUGAUUGUGGAUCCCAUGUAUUUUUUAAAAAGCUCCCCAGAUAAUUUUGAUGUCAGGAGUUACUAGUAUAGACUCUCUAGUGAGUUGUAUUAUAAGCAGUGAAAUACUUUAAAAGCUACCCAGUAACUCUGGGGAUUAAUUUUGUGAAAUAAAUUCUGAGCUGCUGCUUUUGACAUAGUCAGACUUAAGAUUGAACCCCAGCAGACAGGCAAUUCAUAAAGAAUUCUGGUUUAGUUACUUGAACUUUUGUGACCUGUAUAAAAAGAAAUCAUACUUAUUGAACAAAUGACAAGGCACAAAUACUUUCAGAAUUAUUUAAGUUUUGGAGAGUUAAAGAAAUGACAAAAUGAAUAUAUAUUAGUAUCCUCUAUUUAAGGUCAAUUGUAAACCAGAAGUACUGUUAUUUUGGUGAUUAAAAUCCAGAACUUUAGCUGUAUUUCAGUAACAAAACGUAUCUUACUAGACUGUGAUGGCUCACACCUGUAAUCCCAGUGCUUUGGGAGGCUGAGGUGGGAGGAUUCUUUGAGCCCAGGAGUUCAAGGCUGCAGUGAGCUCUGAUUGCACCACUGCACUCCAGCCCAGAUGACAGAGUGAGACCCUGUUUCUAAACACAAAACAAACAACGUAUCUUACUGACUAAACUGGAAUGGAACUCUUAUAAUUAGUCUUGCUGUAUUUUUCCACAAAAUAGUGAAUUGGUACUUGGGAGACUUGUUUUUUGUUGAAAAAACUGCCUUUGUUUUGAAAUUAUAUCACCUGUGUUCUGAACUAAAAUGAUGUGAGCUCAUUUUGUAUUUACUUUGCAGUAUCAUGUAAAUAUGCAAAUAUUGAAUGUAAUAUAGAUUGUGUCCUCAUUGAGUUUUUGGGUGAUACAGUUUAUAAUUAUACCAACUAUACCUUCAUAACAUUUGUCUGACUUUGAGCUUGUAAAAUAACUACUUUUUACACAUUUAAUAAAAAAAGGUGUCUGAAUUA
Molecule: messenger RNA, 3954 nt
Organism: Cebus imitator (Panamanian white-faced capuchin)
Lineage: Eukaryota; Metazoa; Chordata; Mammalia; Primates; Cebidae
Gene: BLOC1S6
Product: biogenesis of lysosomal organelles complex 1 subunit 6
Exons: 5
Coding region: 294-812 (172 amino acids)
Biological process (GO): intracellular transport
Cellular component (GO): BLOC-1 complex; transport vesicle; extrinsic component of membrane
Source: RefSeq, a predicted model, not a curated record